AUGGUCCUUUUCGCCCUUACGGCUGAGGUCGGUGGGCGUCCUGACAUUCUGCCAAACGGUGAAGUGCUACAAGUUGAAGACGAGUUUGCGGCGGUGCGCAAUAGUGCAGAUCCAACGUUGCGGCGAAAGAAAAAUAUGCUGAAGAAGAAGGAGAGGUUGUGGAAGGGAGCAACUGUUAUCUACAAAAUGGAAGACCAUAUCUGGACGACCCUUCACGAGUAUCAAAUAGUGCAGGACGCCAUGCGUGAUAUCAUGCAAGGAUCCUGCGUCCGAUUUAAGGAACGAAGCGGGGAAUUGGACUAUGUGUACAUUCAAAACAACUAUACUUUCGAAACGUAA
This is a messenger RNA of Bemisia tabaci, 339 nucleotides long. Lineage: Eukaryota; Metazoa; Arthropoda; Insecta; Hemiptera; Aleyrodidae. The record is from RefSeq and is a predicted model, not a curated record.